Stegostoma tigrinum is the source of this 10749-nucleotide messenger RNA. RefSeq names its product Cbl proto-oncogene, E3 ubiquitin protein ligase (gene cbl). Gene Ontology annotation, molecular function: ubiquitin protein ligase activity; receptor tyrosine kinase binding; calcium ion binding. The transcript is spliced from 16 exons. Bases 222 to 2924 code for a protein of 900 amino acids. Gene Ontology annotation, biological process: cell surface receptor signaling pathway; negative regulation of epidermal growth factor-activated receptor activity. Lineage: Eukaryota; Metazoa; Chordata; Chondrichthyes; Orectolobiformes; Stegostomatidae. The record is from RefSeq and is a predicted model, not a curated record. Gene Ontology annotation, cellular component: plasma membrane; membrane raft.
CUGCGGGCCGAGGGCGGGGUCAGCGGAAAGGCGAGAGAGAGAGAGCGAGAAGAAAAACCGGAGGCGAAAUCGGCGGCGACGCCGGGUUUAAAGAUCAAAACGAUGUGAGCGGAGAGUUUGCUGAGGUGAAGCCGCCCUCGGAUUCCCUGACGGGGCCGUCUCUUGUCAGGACGUGUUUCCCCAGAGGCAGGUUUUUAUUCCAAAGGCUGUGCUGGUUGUCGAUGGCGGCGGCGGCGGCCCGGGGCAGUAACCUGAGGAAAGCGGGAGGAUUCAUCGGGCUGGUGAAAGAUGCCUUCCAGCCUCACCCCCACCCACACCAACCGGCUGGAGUCGUGGACAAGAGGGCCGUGGAGAAAUGUUGGAAGCUCAUGGACAAGGUGGUGAGACUGUGUCAGAAUCCCAAAGUAGGGCUAAAGAACAGCCCUCCCUACAUUCUGGAUCUGUUGCCUGACACUUACCAGCACCUGCGCCUGAUCCUGACUCGAUAUGAGGGAAAGAUGGAAGUCCUUGGUGAGAAUGAAUAUUUCAGAGUCUUCAUGGAGAACCUGCUUAAGAAGACAAAACAGACCAUUAGCCUUUUCAAAGAAGGGAAAGAGAAAAUGUAUGAGGAAACCUCACAGCCAAGGCGACACCUGACGAAAUUGUCAUUGAUAUUCAGUCAUAUGUUGGCAGAGCUGAAAGCUAUAUUCCAAAAUGGCGUGUUCCAGGGGGACACUUUCAGGAUCACAAAAGCAGAUGCAGCGGAUUUCUGGAGGAAAGUGUUUGGAGAAAAGACAAUCGUUCACUGGAAGGUUUUUCGACAAGCCUUGCAUGAUGUUCACCCAAUCACUUCUGGCUUGGAGGCCAUGGCCUUGAAAUCUACUAUCGAUCUAACAUGUAAUGAUUUCAUCUCUGUCUUUGAAUUUGACAUAUUCACUCGACUUUUUCAGCCAUGGUCGUCAUUGCUCAGGAACUGGAACUCAUUAGCUGUUACUCACCCAGGAUACAUGGCCUUCUUAACCUAUGAUGAGGUAAAAGCAAGACUCCAGAAAUUCAUCCACAAACCUGGGAGCUACAUAUUCAGGUUGAGCUGCACCAGGCUUGGCCAAUGGGCAAUUGGUUAUGUCACAGCUGACGGCAACAUUCUUCAAACAAUCCCCCAUAACAAACCUCUCUUCCAGGCUCUGAUUGAUGGAUUCCGUGAAGGAUUUUACCUGUUUCCUGAUGGACGUAGUCAAAAUCCAGACCUGAAUGGCUUAUGUGAGCCUACACCACAUGACCAUAUCAAAGUGACACAGGAACAAUAUGAACUGUAUUGUGAGAUGGGCUCCACCUUCCAGCUUUGCAAGAUCUGUGCAGAAAAUGACAAGGAUGUGAAAAUAGAACCCUGUGGCCACCUAAUGUGUACUUCCUGUCUUACAUCCUGGCAGGAAUCUGAAGGCCAAGGAUGUCCAUUUUGUCGCUGUGAAAUAAAAGGCACUGAACCAAUUGUUGUGGACCCCUUUGACCCCAAAGAUGGGCCAGGUCAAGCUCGUUUAGGAAUGGAGACAAUGUUAUCCCCGAAUUAUGAGGAUGAAGAAGAUGACCGUGCUGAUGAAUUGUUUAUGAUGAACAAAUUAUCAAGUACCAAGAUUGAGAGGCCACCAUCUCCAAUCACCCCAGCUCCCAAUUCAGCGCUUCCACCAGUUCCUCCGCGGUUAGACUUGCUGCAGCAUCGAUCACCCACAGUUUCUAGUGCACCUAGUCCUUGUGUUUCACCCAAGACUUCUUCUGGUGGCCUGCAUAAACAAGACAAGCCUUUACCAGUUCCACCAACACAUCGAGAUCUUCCACCUACCCCACCUGAGCGACACCCAUCCGCCAGCAUUGAUUCUCGAAUGCAGAGGCGGCCUUUACCCAGCACGCCAAGUGACCUCCUACCACGAGACAAGCCACCUCUUGUUCCACCAAACCGACCUGGAGAAACCUGGCAUAUACGAUCUCAGGCAGCUAAAACACCAGUCCAGACUAUUAAUUCUGGGGAUAGAUGGACAGGUCGAGAGUUAUCCAACAGGCACUCAUUGCCAUUAGCAUUGUCAUCUCAGAUGGAUACCAGGACAGAGGUGGUUAGACAUAGCAGCUCACUCGGGCUUGAUAAUACAGUGGCUUUCUGUGGUGCCUUGAGUGACGGCUUGGAGUACGAGUCCUCCAAAGUGAAACCCUCCACAUCAGCAAAUACCAUCUACUCUCUUGCCUCACGACCCCUGACAAAGCCUUUUACUCCAGAGGAGCGUUCAGAAAGUAGUGAUGAGGAUAUUGAUUACAUGACUCCGUCCUCACUCCCUGUACAUACUCCACUCUGUGUUACCACCUCGUUGGAUUCCAGUGUUUUGGUUCAGUCACAGGGCAGCCACAAUGCAGAAGCUUUGUCUGAUUCAGACCCAUUGAAGCAGAUGUGCGAAUUUAUGUUUACGUCGUCGUCUCAGGCCACCAACAUAGACUUUACAACUGACAAUGGUGACUGUGCUAUCAGUGAUGGACCUGAACAAGGUGAGAGUGAAGAUGAAGAUAAUGCAUACGACUUCCCUAAACCGCCUGUGCCACUUCCUCCAGCACGUCGCACACUGUCUGAUAUCUCUCAAGCAAGUUCAGCAUUUGCCAAUGUGUCUGUUGAUCAAAAUCUGUCUAGUCCCAACACAGGAGAUUCAUCUGCACCUGAAAGACCUCCCAAGCCAUUACCUCGGCGAAUCAACUCAGAGCGUAAAGCUGGUCCUGGUCAGUCCAACAGCUGUCAUAAGACACAGCCACAGACACUCUCAGCUGAGAUCAACAGUCUCUUGAGCCAGGGCUACUCAUAUCAGGAUAUCCAGAAAGCAUUGCUAAUUGCUCAAAAUAAUGUGGAAAUGGCAAAGAAUAUUCUUCGAGAGUUUGUGUCUGUCCCUUCCCCUGCACACAUUGCAACAUAGCCAUCCCUUAGGACACUGCCUCCAACUAGCCAGAGCUUGUGGUUAGUCUGAUAUAAGCCUUGGCUUGAGUGACAACGUGCCUCGUCUAACCCCCUCGCCUCAUCAAAUUGAAUAAUCAGGUCUGUGCAAUUACUGAAAUAUAACAGGAUGGUAGCACCCUGCCUCGUUUCCACUCCAACUGCAGGAUUUUUGAUGAAAGUUUAUGUAUGAAGGUAUUCUAAAGAUGUCUGACAUUGGAUAAAUUUACAAAAUUAAGGGCACAUACAAAGGAAUUUUGCAAUCCAUGUAAAACUGAUCCCAAUUGAUUAAUUCGUGCAGAAUUAUCAGAAAUGUUUGAAUGUUAUCUUUGGUUCUUGUUCCAAAAAUAUUCCAAUGUAGUUCAUGAACAGAUUUCGAAGUUGUAUUUUCCAAAUUGGAUCCCAAAGUUGAUAAAUACACAGGCUGGAUCAUAUUCAAACAUUGUAUUAUUCAAAGUGUGCAGUAACAGGCAUCUGUCUGCCUGUGGAAGUAUUGUGUGAACAAAGUUGAAAACUUUAAGUGAGUUGGGGUUCAAAAGGUAGUUUCAGUAUAAGGAGUAAAAGUAGACCCAGCUUUACUUGGUAUUACUUAUAAAUUUGUGUCACUGGGAUGUAUGGCUACUGGUCUGGAAUCAGGUUAGCACUUAAACCUUCCAGCCAUUCAGAAUAAACAUGUGGGUCUAUUUUUGUAGAAGCGGGAAUCAUUUGCACAGAAUAAAAUAUAGUUAGGAGGUUGUAUUUAUACAGUACCUUAUGUACGUAUGAAAGAGGAAUUUAAUGUGAAAAGUGGAUCCCAAUUUACACAGAUCCAAAACAGAUGUUCAGUCCAAUCAUGCAAAGUUCAUGCUGUAAAUAAAUUGGAUUGGGAUGGUCUUACAAUUUGCCAUGACACACCUGCACAGUUUUCACUUGGUUUGGUUGAUACCAGUAUUAAAUCCCUACCGAAUCAGCUUGGACAAAGAGGUGGCUAGUUUUGCCACACACGUUUUGCAACAACAGAAUGGGUCUUAUUGUGCAAUUCUAACUGAUAUAUUUCCCAUUUGAAAUAUUGUGCUUGGCAUGAGGUUUGAGUGUAAAGUAAGGAGCAAAUAAGAAUGGAAAAUUCAUCUGAAGAUAACUGCGUGUGAUCGAUGCAGCACUGAUGCUGAGCAGAUACUAGAAGAGAUUGUUAUUUUAUCCCCAAUGAUCUCUGAGAGAAGUCUCAAUGUUAGUUUACCAAGAAAGAACCCUCUAGGUUAAAAACACUUGGUUUUGUAAUCAUUGUAAUACAAUGCAUUUAAUCACACGAACAUGAAGAAAGUCAGGAAUUGUAAGUUGCAACCUUACACAUGAAGUUCAUCUUUCAAGAACAUUAGCCCUAUCCUACACUUGGCCAUUUAGCCCCAAAUGAAGAUGUACUUGUAGUUUUCAAUGUACUGCUCACCCAUUGUAAUUUCUAAGAUAUUUAGAACUGAGCUAUGGUUCUAAUUCUAUUAUCUAUUUUAAUAUGAACAAGUAAAUGAAAAUUCUAAUAGAAAAGCAAAAUACUGCAGCUGCUGGAAGUACUCAGGUCAAGCAGCAUCUUUGGAGGUGGGGACAGAAACAAAAUUGAAGUUUCAGAUCAGUGAUUUUUCAACAGAACUGGCUUCAUUGACCUGAAAUAUUCUCUGACUUGUGCUCUCUCUCCAUGGAAGCUUGCAGUUAAUCUGGGAUACUUAGAACAUUUUCUUCUUUUUAUUGAUAAAGGAGUUAUGUCAAUAUAUUGUCUGGGUUGACCGAUUCAAAUUGCUAUUUGGAUUACAAUUUGCUUGUUCCAAAAUUGAAUAGGGGCAAUACCUGGGAUGCUGCGCUUGAUCAUAAUAGUCUCUGGACAGAGGAUGGGAAAAAUCGGUUUCUGAUUGCAUUCCAGUAAAUCCUGCAAAAGAAUGCUUGUGUGGAUAUACUUGGGUCGGUCACUAUGUGGCUGCACCUCUGGCUGUUGGCAUCUGUCUAUCUCUUUGUUAGUUGCAGUUGUUCUACUAGCAAAGGGUUGCACUUGCCCUAUGUAACCUUGCCCUCUUUGGUAUAGUAGUCUGCGUUUGUCAGGCACUAGAGGGAGUCAGUGAUUCAGGAGACGGCAAGUGGAAAAGAGGAAAUGUGUGGUAUUUUGAAUCCGACUCAGUUUUACCUUUUGUCAUUUUUACCUUGGCCUAGUUUUUUCCUGUUCGGAUUCAGUGGAGUACUGUCUUGUAGGUUGUGCUGUAGCUCCUUAUUUCAGGCUAUGUGGCACUCUGCUGAGGAGUACACAUUGCACACCAUCCUUACUUGGAGAUAUAUCACCAUUCCCUUGCUAAGGCAGGGUUGAAGUUCUUCUCUUUUCUUAACAGUGCUGUAGGUGUGCCUGCACCACAUGGACUGCAGUGAUUCAGGAAAGUGGCUCUCCAUCAUCUUAAAGGCAACUAGACAGGGGCAAUAAAUGCUGGUCUUGCCAGCUGCACGUAUCUCACAAGAAUUCUUAACAAAAAAAAUUUUAAAUAGUUUUCAUCAAGUUCAGAGAUGUUAAAAGAAUUUAUUUCCUACAAUGCUUUUUGUUCAAAACUUGUUAAAACUAAGUUAAAAUAAUUCAAACUGCUACAGUCAAGUGAGAUUAACAGCAAUAUUACUGUUGCACUUUUAAAUAAUUUUCUUUCUUGCCCUAUGCAAGCAUUGAUGUAAGAAGUAAUAUGGGUGCCAUUUUUCACUGCUGUUGUGAUCGAUAACCAGCAAAUACAACUUGAUAUUACAUUUACUGUGAAGUUCAUGAAAGUAUAUGAAGGCAGAUAUUUAUGAGGAAGGCAUUUCUACCCAACGUUGAAUCACCAUGAUACACCAGAGCAGGAGACUGUUUGUUUGGGCCAAUGUGCCUGUGCCAGCUCUCUAGAAAACGUUAUCCAAUUAAUUCCACACCCCACUGUUUCUCAAAAACCUUGUAAAUUCUUUGACAUUGUCAAAAGCACAAUGAUUUCAUUUUUGUUUACGUUCUGCCCUAUCUUUGUUUACAGAUUUUAGCAGGAUAGAUCGGAAACUAAAAUUAUUGAAAUUAAAAAUUUGUAAGAAGUUUUUCAAUUUCAGAGUUGCAAAAAAUGAACAUUUUUGAUUGAAGAUACUGGAGUAGAUGUUGGAAAGGUUUUAUCUUUUAUGUGAAGAUAUAGUAUUCUAACUGCAUAAUCCUGUGAUGUUAUUUUUAACCCAAACUGUGGGCAGUUUUUUCAUUAAAAGAGCCAUUUUCAUCAGUCUCAAAUGCAAGCAUGUGUGUUUGUGUACUGCAAUGGAGAAUGGAAAGUUGACUGUAGUCAACUAUUCUUUUCCCAGUACUAUACGCAUCUAAAUAUUCUGCCUAUUGUCUGGCAGAGUUGAACACUGGAUCAAUGUGUGUAUUUAGUUGACUUUGUUUUUAGUAUAGAUAUUUGUGCUUUAUCACAAUUUUCUAACAGCUUAAUUUAAUUUUAUUCUUGUUUCAGCACAACUCAGUUUUCUAAACUGUAAUUAAUUAAAAAUAUCUUUAUUUAUAGGUUGUCAUACUUUGAUUAUAACUUGGUUGUGGCUAACUUUACAGACAUUUGGUGAAUUGCAAAGUUGCCUGGUGUAUUCUGAUGUUUUGUGCCAUAUUUGGGAUGUGUUUUGUUUGUGGGGUUGGGGUAGGGGUGCAGAAAUGGUAGUGGUUAUUAGUUAUGGAGUGUAAAUAUCUAGUAACCAACUAUGUUUUAAGUUUAUUGUUAUCUUAGUUACUCAGAUUGGAUCUGUUUGCUGUUGUGAUCAUUUGUACUUAUUGAUCAGUAGUCGGCAUUAAUAACUGGAUUUUUUUCAUGUACCUGACACUGACAAAAGCCCGUCAGUGUUGCAUUUCAGUGUGAGUGUAAUUAAACAUGAUCCAAAUUUAGAAGUCUUUCAUAAGAAUAUAAUUUUGUUAAUGAAAGAUAAUGCAAUAACUUGGUUUCUUGGGAGGCACAUAACUCAUUAGAUGAAUACGAUUUUGAGUGAUGUUGGCAACUUGCACAGUAUUCAGGAAGAUUUGUUGGACAGUGUUUGUAUGAAGUGAUUCCCAUUUCCCGAAGGGAAGAGUUAUGAGUUUGUAGUUCCACUUGCCCUCCAGAGACGUGAUUGCAUGAUGCAGUUGAUCUCAACUCUGAAAACCUCUAGCAGUAACCUUGUAUUUAGUGUGUAACAUGUUUUAUCUGAUUAGUUCCACUCCUGUUCUUUGCCAAAAGCCUUGGGAAUUCUUUGACAUUGUCAAAAAGGCAACUGCAUUAUUUGUAUUUUUUAAAAUAUAUUAAUAUUUUCCAUCACUCUGUGGCUUCAAGCAAAUACAGUGAGGUAGGGAGCAAAUAAAAGUAAAAGAAACCCUGUGAUUGUGCUCCUUGUGAAUGGACAAAUUGAACGAAUAUUCUCAGAUAAAUGAAAUGCAGCUAGUUUUUGAGCUUUGUGUUUGUUUUAAUUCAGAGUUCAUAUGUAAGCCUGAUUACAAUGGCAAUGAGUAGCUGGAGCACGUAUUACCCCAUUACAUGUUUAUAUACAUCAGAUCCAUUGCAGUUUUUCUUCAGAGUAGUAAUAUGUUUGUUUUCAAACAGAACAGGCGACUUUCUGGAUCAUUUCUAUUUUGCAUUGCCCUUGAGUUCAGAACUGUUGUGGAAAUUAAGUAGAAAAUGUAGUUUUCAGGGGUGGAAGGGGUGUAGAAAAAAUAAUUGCUUUUGUCUGAUAAUGUUAAAUUUGCCAUUUGAUGAGUGCUUCCACCAAUUGCAGGAAAGAGUUUAGAAAGCACUGAUAAUUUCAUGGUUUGGUUUGCUGUUUACUGCUGCUUGUUUUGUGUGAAAAAGGCACAUUACUCAAUGAUGAAUUGGUUUAAAAGUAUAACAUUGUGUUUAAAUUAAAAUUAAUUUAACUUCUUCUGAAAUCACAAUGUCUUGAAAGCUUGAGUUUAAUUAUAUAAUCAAUGGACUUGACCAGAUUUGAGGGGUUUCAGAGCAUUCAUUUUCAGGGAGAAAGCAAAUUGCUAAUAGUUUAAAACAACUUGACCACACAUAGCAGGAUGUGCUAACUUGAGUCUUAUGAAAUAGAAUUAAGGUAUGAUUAUUCUAACUUCCUUCUCCCUGACCGCCUUCAGGAUGAACAGACGGUCAAUCUUAUAGAUUCUUUCAGUUGACAAUUUGUCAACAUCACUUCUGGAAUUCUCACCUUUUAAUAUCUUUCAAACAACGUCAAGGAUAUUCACUGCAACUUCAACUCAAAUUGUGAUUCAUUGCAGGUGUAAUUGAUUCACCCUCCAUUUAAACUUUUGUGAAUCUUCUCCUGAGCGUUUUAGUAAUCCAGGGUGUAUUGUAUUGGAAAGGAAUUUUGUAUUUGAGGCUGAAGCUGCACUUUGAAGGAAGUGAAGUACAAUGCCGAUUUCUGUUUAUUGAUGAAAAGCAGACCUGAGACCCCAAUUAGCCAAAUUAGUGGCAUUAGCCACGGCAGAUGCCAGAUGUGACUUGUAGUUUAUCUUUAAAUGUGGUUCAAGCCUGAGCCUUAAUAAUGCCACAGUUUACAAAGUAGCCAUCUGAUUUUACAUACUAAACAUAAUGCUGGGUUGAAAUUGAAGUUAGGAGUUCUAGACCUAAGCUAAUUAAAACCCAGCAUUAUUAAUGCAAGAUAUUUCAGGUAAUCAGGGUCAUUUUUAUAUUUUAUAAAAACAUUCAAAAAAAAUUAAACCUAUUACUUCUGAAUUUGCUGAACUUUCAGUGAUAGUUGUGUAGCCAUUUUGCCCAAGGCCUGGAUUGGAUGUUUCAUUUUCUUGUCUCCCAUUUUAGAAAUGGGCACCAAAAUGUACUCAUUCCAAUCACCCCCAAUUUGCCCAAGGCCUGGAUUGGAUGUUUCAUUUUCUUGUCUCCCAUUUUAGAAAUGGGCACCAAAAUGUACUCAUUCCAAUCACCCCCAAUUUGCCCAAGGCCUGGAUUGGAUGUUUCAUUUUCUUGUCUCCCAUUUUAGAAAUGGGCACCAAAAUGUACUCAUUCCAAUCACCCCCAGCACGCCUUGUUUGAAAAGACGUUUAAAUCUUAAUAAAGAGAACAUAUAUGUAUUUUUAUUGAACUUGUUGCUGUGUAGUGCAGUCAUUUUGUUUCUUCUGUACAGACUGGCAUUAGUUGAUCUCGUUGGCACUUAAGGAAAGGUUACGUUUAGUCGAUGUCAUGCAAAGUUUUCUCCAUUUGGAGCUGCAGAAUGUUGCUAUUCUGCAAUCUAUGACAAAGGCCUCUUUUGAAGGAGGGAACAAGAGCCAGUCAAUGUCUACAGUGAGUGUGACACAAAAAUAAGUUAAAAGGUGACAACUUAUGAAUCACAUUAUUUGCUUUGAGCCAACUUAACCCCUCCUACUUCAUGGAAAACAUUUCCCGUAAAAUAGGCAUUUUUUCAUUGCAUCAGGAUGAAAUGAUUAGUGUGGUUUGUGGGGUUUUGAUUCUGAUUAACACCUGAAUCCUUUCUUGGUGGUUCAUGUGCUCUCCAGUGAUUGGAACUUUUCCAGUGAAUAGCAGACUGAGAAAUCAUCUUAUGAAGUUUAGGCUUGGGUCACAUUAAGAUUUAUGUCAUCACUCUGAAAUACCUGGCUUCUCACGCAAAUUAUUUGAAUUUGCACUGACUAUUGAUGAGCAAAUGCACUAAGUAGCAACGAGAUAAAUUACCAGUUAAUUUCUCGCUGCCCUUCAGAUUUUAACAUCCCCCAAACUGAUCACCCAAAUUGAGGCCUCCUAGUUUGAAUAUUAGCUUGGAGUAUGUGCUCAGAUGUCAUGAAUAAGGCUACCUCCUUAAUUCUUUGAACCUGAGAUUAAAACUAUCAACUAAACUAACCUAAUCAAGUUGCUAAAUUUCACAGGCUGCAAGCCUGAGCUAUGCUAACAGAGUUUCAUCGCGCAGCUUGUGUCAGUUAGCAGUCUCUAAUGGUUGAGACAACUGAAUCAUUCAACUCCUAGAUUUUUUAAAAAUUGGGUCUAAGCAAACUGAAUAAAGAAACCUGGACUAAUGUCUGCAGGUAUGAUGAGGACCGCACCAAUAAGCCUUGAGUUGAAAUUAUUUAGAACAACAGCUAUUUUUCUUCAAAUUGAACACAGCACUGUGAUUCAUCUGUGAGGAGAUACAAAUACUUGAGGGGCAAAUUUUCAAAGUGAAUAUCCAGUUGUGCUCCAGUCUGGGUUAGCCAUUGUGCUGGAUUGAUUGUGGUAUGGCAUAGUUCACAAUCUGGGUACUGAUGAAGAUGGGUAAGGGGAAGAGGUGGAUGGAGGCAGGACUACCAUGUGAUAGAAAGGCCGACACACACAAGGCACGAUCAGAAAAUAGGAGACCCUACUUUUAAAGGAUCUCUUCGUUAACCCUUUUGAGAACUCAACAGCUUUCCAGUAUGCACUUGCUUUGCCUCAUAAUCUCUGAGAAAAUGGUUUUCUGUAAAUUUCAUAUGUUUAAUGUGAUAAAUGUAGAAAUGUACAGAACUGCAGGACGUUUAAGUCACGGUAUUUUUUAUUGAAUACUGUAAUCUUAAGAUUUUAAUUUUGAUGAAAAUGCUCCUAUAAGAAAUGAACUUCAAUGCUUUUGAUAUAAUGAAAGUCGAGACUUGCCAUGUUAUAGGUCAGUUUUGGCGCCCAUUUCAAGCAAUGUGUCAGUUUCCUGAGAUUUCAAUUUGUUUUAUUCUGCACUGAUGUAGGAUGAUCUUUCACUUUGUUCAGGGUUUUUGUGCUUGCAAUGUGUAAUUGUUUUUUAAACUCCUAACCUCAUUGCAGAUUCUGGAUGUUCUGUGCAAUUAAUUUAUAUUCAUUUAAGUGCUCUCUUACUGUGUUGAUAAAUGUUUUAAG